AUGGCAGGAACCAAUUGGUGGAAAUUCUAUGUGGAUACUACAUCAAACUUAAAGAAAGUUUGCCAGAAAUUAAGCAUGUGGUCCAGGGAAGUGUUUGGGGACAUAUACAAAGAGCCAAAGAGGUUGGAAACACGAAUUGAAAAUCUAGAAAAUGCUCUAGUAGUGGACAACUCGGCAAGUAAAAGAGCUGAGUUGAAUAAGGUGAAGGCAGAGUAUGUGCAGUUUCUUAAACUUCAAGAAGGAGUUCUACAGGCAAAAGGCAAAGUCCAAUUGGCUAAAAGACGGGGCAAGAGCACAACAUAUUUUCGUAGUGUUAUAAAAGGCAAAAGGAAGAAACUUAAUAUUCAAAGAAUCCAAGAUGAUAGUGGAAAUUGGAGAGAAGGGGGUCAAGAGAUUGCUUCAGCAGCAAUUGAUCACUUCCAGAGAAUAUUUUUUCAUAAUGAAGCCUCAGAGGAUAUGUCGGCGCUAGACUGUAUAGAACCAGGAGUGUCUAUAGAGGACAACAAAAUUCUUACAACAAUCCCAACAAUGGAUAAGGUGAAAGAUGAUGUAUUUUUCAUUAGCCUAGAGAGUGCACCUGGACCUGAUGGGCUGAGUGCAUUUUUCUACCAAACUUGUUGGUCUGUAAUCUCAGAGGACGUGUAUAAUGUUGUCGUGGAUUUCUUUCAGGGGGAAACCAUGCCCAGGUUCUUUGCACAUACAUUCCUAGUACUACUAUUAAAAGUGGACUUCAAUUAG
This is a messenger RNA of Nicotiana attenuata, 738 nucleotides long. RefSeq lists its product as uncharacterized. NCBI's taxonomy places the organism in Eukaryota, Viridiplantae, Streptophyta, Magnoliopsida, Solanales, Solanaceae. The transcript has a single exon. The coding region runs from base 1 to 738 and encodes 245 amino acids. The record is from RefSeq and is a predicted model, not a curated record.